AUGUCCGGUUUUCAUCAAUUCCAAAAUGUAUACGGAAGAAGUCCUCCUAGUUCGAACCCAGGUUUUAGCUCCGGGGACUUCAUGCAGAACCAGGAUUCCAUUUCAAACCAACUCUUACUUUCUAAGGAUGUGCAUCAAAAACUUGCUUCCCUAGCUUCUACCUACCCUGUACAUGAUGAUCAACAAACUAAGAAGAUAUUUAUUCGAAGUACAACUACUAAGCCGCCCAUCGUUUGGUUUCCGGGAGAUUCAGAUUGCGGGGAUAGCGGGGGUCAAGAUGGAACUUUAGAUACAUUUCAGCUGAUAGCAUUCAUGCUUAGUGCUUUCAAUAUUGCCUCGCUUAUGGUGUCCAAUGUAAACAACAACAAUAACAACAACAACAUCAACGACAAUGAGCAGAAUGCUAAUGAUAAUAAUAUAAACGAAAGUAAUACAAAUGCGAAUGUGAUGUCGAUGGUGAUGGUUGGACUAGGCGGCAGAAAAUUAAAUGUUACAAAACGGAGUAUUCAGAACGAAGGACGAGUAAAAAGGAUUCUUCAGAGCUUGGAGAGAAUCAGGUCUCACCAAACCGGAACGGAGGAGGACCAGGAGAAUCUUAUCCCCGUCCUACAAGCUGGGAUUGGUCUGGUCUUUAGGAGUCAUCUCUCUCCGUCCCUAACAUGCCUGGAGAAACUGUUCUGUGAGGAGGGUGAGAAUAUGUCCCGACAGGGCGGGUUAUCCUAUGUUCUAGCCGAAGUGUUCCAUGUUGUUAUUGCAAAGAAUAUUCCUGGCCUAACCGAGGAGCAAAGGUUGAGGUUGAUGAGAGCUGGAGGAGAGGGAAGGAUGGGUGAACCCUGCUCCAGGUUCAAGGAUUGUGAAAAUAUAAACUGGAGUUUUAUCAAUAAUGCAGCUGAGUUCUCCACUAGUACUGUUGGAAACUAUAAACAUAUAUAUAACUUGAUUAACUGGGUUUAUAAUAAAAUAUGAAUUAUUUUA
Messenger RNA from Eurytemora carolleeae, 975 nucleotides. RefSeq names its product myb-like protein H. The transcript has 7 exons. NCBI's taxonomy places the organism in Eukaryota, Metazoa, Arthropoda, Copepoda, Calanoida, Temoridae. Bases 1 to 966 code for a protein of 321 amino acids. The record is from RefSeq and is a predicted model, not a curated record.